Messenger RNA from Acanthochromis polyacanthus (spiny chromis), 3630 nucleotides. It is a transcript of the gene kansl1l, whose product is annotated as KAT8 regulatory NSL complex subunit 1-like. Gene Ontology annotation, molecular function: histone acetyltransferase binding. Gene Ontology annotation, cellular component: NSL complex. Lineage: Eukaryota; Metazoa; Chordata; Actinopteri; Pomacentridae. The transcript is spliced from 16 exons. The record is from RefSeq and is a predicted model, not a curated record. Bases 294 to 3116 code for a protein of 940 amino acids.
CAGCCUCCUUCGUCUUCACGGCAGUUGGUGCUCGGAGGAGGAGGGAGAGCGGUUUAACAGAGAGCGAAGCUGUUUAUAUGGAAAACACAAGGGUUACCGUGGGAAAGACACGCAAACCCGUCACGUUGGACUUUUGUAAACGAGUUUUGGUAAAACUCGGAGAGAAUUACCAUCACAUUUAGUCGUAAAUCUUCCAGGAAUGAGCGAUGUCAGGUCAACGGUUUACCAGCUGCUCAGAUGAUUUGAGGCUCAAUCUGUGAAGUGUGCUGAGCAUCAGUGGUUCAGAAGGCUCUAUGGCCCCAGCCCUGACCAAAAUCCUAAAAAAUGACCACGGGAUCCACUUGUCAUCGCCUCCUGCCUCUGUCAGAAUGGACUCGGAUAGGAGAGCCAGCAUUGAGCUGGAGCCUCACAUGAGAUCAUCAGACGAUGGUGGACUUCAGAAGAUGUGGCUGAACCUUUCCUCAUUUCGCUUGCCGGACUCCUGCCCCUCCUUGAGCCUCCUGGAUGCCCCUGCAAACCCUGUGCUUUCGCCAUGCCUGCAAACAUCUGCUAGCCAGUGUGAGAUGAUGUCCCUGCCUGGUCCAGGCUCGUUUGUUAGCCUCCUGUCCUUUGAUAAAGGCCAGAGGGAUUCUCAUCAGGUGGCCUCUGUCUUCCCAGGUGUACCAGACAUGUUUUUAGUCCGUGUCCCCGAGCACAAUAGCCAAGAGGCUUGUCUGAUGCAUGGACUGAGUGCUGCUCCUGAAUGUGGGCCAGAUGGUUGUGAUGUGUAUCACUCCUCUCUCACCUUUCCCAGUGUUUGUCCUGCAUAUUCCCAGUCCCAGGGCUACACUCCAGUAUUUGUACCCUCACCUACAAUAACACAGGAGAAAGCAGCUGUCAUGGGCUUUCUUCCUCCAGCUUCAGUGCAACCUUGCGUUGGCAGGGUGAAUCUUGAUCAGUCGACAACCAAAGCUGUGUUUGAGGAGGCUGUGAAGGAACAACUUGCCAGGCAGGCAGGACUACACAGCCGAGCUUGGAGGCUGCAAAGGAAACUGCAAGUGCUGCUAGGUGAGCACGCUUUGCGACACUGCAACCAGCAGUUAGAGGGGCUGAAAAAACACUGUCAGCUUGGAGGUGUGUCUCUUGGCAGCCUGGACUGUAUACAGCCUGGUGUACUGCAUCCACAAGCAGGCAGUAAACCCCAGUUUUCUUGGCUGCAGCCGUCCACAGCACCGUCUGCCUUGACAGAGGUCAGAGAGUUCAGCCACUCUAGUCAGGUGGUGUUGAGAGGCCUGCAGGAGGCCUUAGACUCUGAGGCUACAGCCAGCAGCAGCUCAGAUGAGGAGCCAGAGGCGGAAACGACACACAGAAAGAUUUCACCUCUCAGCAGCAGCUGUGAGAGGCAGUGGCUGGAAGAGAGAGCGGAGCUGAGCAGCAGAUGGAGCUGGUUGCAGCUGCGUCUGACUGAACUGGAAGGGAGGAUACAACAACUGGUAGAACGCCACAAGCACAUACGCUCCACUAAGGGCGGUGUGGUGCUUGCAGACUCCCAGCCACUCACUGACAGGCAGAUUCAGCAGACCCUGCUGAGGGAAAUGGCAGGGUUAUCCUGCACAGCCUCGGAUGCAGACACUGAACCCUGCAGCCCCACACGCCUUCUGCACAACAUAGAGAGACAGAGUGCCCAGCUUAGUCAGAUGGUCAACAGUCUGAUGCCUCCUCUCAGCUUUUCACCGCUCUCUAAACAAACACAGGCCUGGAAAGACAAGAGAAGCUGUCAGAGGAUAGACAAUGAAUUUGUGCCUGGGAACACUAAGAAGAGAAGGCUGGGGACCAGGAGGCUCUUCAAAGCUGAUGUGUCAUGCGUGUGCGCCCGCACCCGACCCCUGGUCACCUACCACAAGCGCAAACUGUUCACUUUCAACUCCUACAACCCCAACAGUCCACUGGACUCGGGAAAGCCCUCAUCUACCUUAUCCUCUUCUCUCUCAUCAUCUUCCCAUUCGAGCUGCUCUUCUUGUGAUCCGGUCGUUUUGUGUUCUGAUCCUGACUGCAGCUGUAGUAGGGCCACCCCCUCCAGUACCCUCAGCUGCAGACCUCACACUGUGUCGUCACUUUCCUUUGACACUCCCACAUGCCACAACUUACAGAGGGCCCCGGCCAGAGAAGAAUGGUGCCAAAGACCUUUAGUUAUCACCAAACUGUGUAGUCCAGAAAAGUACAAGAGACGCAGCUCCACUCCACUGCAUAACAGUCACAAAUACAAGCACCAUACGAGGCAUCGCAGAACCAGAGUCAUGGGCCUGUCACCAAUCAGGUUGUCAGGCUCUGGUCAGAGUCAACACAGCAGGGCCAAUCAGAGGAAAAGGAGGAGAAAACACAUCCACGGACUGAGGGAAGAUGAGGAGGAUGUUCCGUACCAGUUCUGUCACCAAGAAGAAAGUUCAGAUGAUAUACUUGUUGACAGCUACACACACGCUUCACACAAACAGGCCUCUGAGGGCUUUGUUCGCAAACGCCAGGGAGAGAGUGUGUACAACAUCAACAACAUUGUCAUUCCCAUGUCACUGACUAAAGUGGAAAAGCUGCAGUAUAAGGACAUCCUAACACCCAGUUGGCGGGUAGUUGACACCCAGUCUCUAAUCGAGAUGGAGGCAGAGAAAGAAGAGUGCUGUGAGGAGGAUCAGAUUGAGGAUCUCAGUGAUGAAGUCUUUGCUCAGAGGCACCUGGCUUUGGAGCAGAGAGAGAAAUUACGUUGGUCAUCCUGGGAAAAGAGAAAAUGCUGCAGGCGUUCUACUAGAUCUGGCAGCAGGCUGUUAGGCAGUGGGGGCGGGAUAUCUACAUCAGGAGAGGAGAGCUCUGUGGAGUGGAGUUGUGCUCAGCUGGAUGCUGAUGAACAGUCGAGGUCAGAGGAGUGGCUGCCUAAGACACCCUGGGAGUCACGAGUGUUUCCUUUGUGUGAGAAAGAGGAAAUGGUCUCUGAUAAACUGGAAAAAGUGGCAUUGAGGUGGACAGGGCCUUUCUCAGCCUCCUCAACAUCAGAGAACUCCAACUCCCAUCUCUCCCCAGCUCAGUCAUCUUGUGCUACACUGCCCUCUCAAGGACAAAGCAGAGGAAUUAUAUCCAAUGGCAGCUGAGGCAACAGUGCCUUCAUUUUUGCAUAUUUCCUCACAUCAGAGAGCAAGAACAGAAAAUGGGUGCCGGGACCCUUAAUUGGGAUACUUAAUACAUUCCACGAGUUAGAGUGAUUUGAUGUAAACAGUUGAAUACUUUUUCGCAAAAGUGAUUAUUUUAUGGGUGUUGUGACAGACGUCACACUAGUUUUAACUGACUUCUGUAGCUCCUGCAACAUUUUCAGGUUUUAGUGUAAAAGAGGUACUGUAUGUAAAGUCAUAUAUAUACCAGCAUCUUAACUGUAGUGUCAGGUUUGUGUACUGUUUGCAGUUGUGACAUGCUAUUUAUUUUCACAGUUGUCUUAAAUUGUAAAGAGACCUUAGAAUAUACUCUUAUUUAUGUAACCUGCACUUGAUUUUACUUGUUGAUUUCCUAUGUUCUUUUUUGCUUUUUGUGGCUGUCAUUUUGGUAUAUAUUUUUUAUGAAAAUAGAAAAGUUGUUAGUAAACAUAAACAUUAGUAAACAUAGUGGAAGUCA